This is a messenger RNA of Drosophila subobscura, 424 nucleotides long. RefSeq lists its product as uncharacterized. The transcript has 2 exons. The record is from RefSeq and is a predicted model, not a curated record. NCBI's taxonomy places the organism in Eukaryota, Metazoa, Arthropoda, Insecta, Diptera, Drosophilidae. The coding region runs from base 1 to 393 and encodes 130 amino acids.
AUGGAGUUGGCGACGGACGUGAGCUACUCGCUGGUUGAGUCCUCAGCGGACGGGUCCUACUCGUUUGUGGACAAAUCGGGCUGGAUACCGUGCGAGGAGGGAUUCGACUGGAGCGAAGAGUUGGGCGAGUGCCAGCCGGUGCUGGUGCCACGCAGCUAUAGAUCCUGUCCCUGGGGCUACAAAAUGAACGGACGGUACAAGCAGUGCAUGCGCGUCAAGUACCACGGGAAGCAUCAGUGGGACGUCUUCAGGAAGUGGUGGCACAAGAUCCUCUAUCCGCCAGUGUCUAGGAAACCCAUACGGAAAAGGGAACCCACCAAGGCCACAACUGCGUACACUGGCGCCUGGUUUGGCUACAAUUUGGGCUAUGGCAAGGAUGUGAAGCGUCCUUGAUUAACGUCCAAUAAUCAAAUAAAAGUUUCAA